Molecule: messenger RNA, 717 nt
Organism: Trypanosoma conorhini
Lineage: Eukaryota; Euglenozoa; Kinetoplastea; Trypanosomatida; Trypanosomatidae
Exons: 1
Coding region: 1-717 (238 amino acids)
Biological process (GO): endoplasmic reticulum membrane organization
Cellular component (GO): endoplasmic reticulum membrane; plasma membrane
Source: RefSeq, a predicted model, not a curated record
AUGACAGAUACAAAUGGUAGCAACGCACUAGCGACAACCACUGCGGCACUGAUUGUGUCUCCGGAGAAGUUUCAUAUUGUGCCGUAUGUCAAGGAGGAGUUUGUGGUGCAGCUCACUAACGUCUCGUUUGAAACGGUGCUGUUCCGCAUGCUCACGACAAACCCCCUGCGGUACUCGGUGACGCCGACAAAGGGGGUGAUCAAGCCAAAUGCGUCCAUCCGGGUCACGGUGAUGCUCAACCGCAGCCGGCUGGAGGAGGAGGAAGAAGCUCUUGGCGGCUUCGACGACUUCCGCGUCCAGUACUGCGUGAUUGGGCCGAACGAUGUCAUCGAGCCCAGCUGUGCGAACGUGCCGGACAUCAUCAAGGCGCGGAAGCUGGUGGACAAGAAUCAAGUGCACACGAAGAAAUUUCGCUGCAUGCUCGACGAGUCCCCCAAGGCCCCGAACAAGCCAAGCAGCGCGGAGCGCACCGACACCUCCCCGCUGGCGUCGGUCCCUACUGAGGGAACCGCGAUUUCUCCAAAACCCGCGGAAACUUUGAGUCCCCUCGUCCCUGCAGCCAAGACGCACCUCCGGGAACUGGAGGUGAGCACAUUGGCGGAGAAGAACCGGCGGGAACUGGCGCAAAAGCAGAAUUCGCUGAAAAAGAAGAUCCUGUUAGCACUGCUGGUGGCGCUGGCGGCGGUGCUCUUGGGGACGUGGGUUAUGUCCACGUAG